AUGGAACAUACUCUCAAAUGCAAUGUUCUCAAGUGUCGGAAAGAGCUCAGUGACCAGGCUUUGGUCACCACGUGCAGCCACAUCUUUUGUGUGGACUGCUCUAAGCGCCAUGGCUUGACAGGCCAAGCUCCGGAUUGCCGCAAGUCGUGCCCGGCUUGUGAAUGCCAGCUCAACAAUCCAGACGACGCCGUAGUGACCAACUUGAAUCUAACCGAGGACUACAAGACCAGCGUUCUCAGCGGGCUGAGCCCCAACAUAAUCAUGGAAUGUGCAGGAAGGGCCCUGAGCUUUUGGGCCUACCAGACAACCCAAGAAGUUAUAUACCAGCGCUAUCUCGAAAGGACACUGACGGAGAAGCUGAAGACCCUGAACGUGAAGUUCGAAAAGACAGUGGGUGAUGCGAAUGCCGACAUUUCGGGUCUCCAGGAGAAGAUACGAGCUCUUUCACAUGACUACGACGACAUGCGACGGAAACACGAAGAGCUUGCGCGUUCCUACCAAGACAAGUGCCGCAAGCUCACACAAGUUCAGGAGCUCUACGACAAGGUCAAGCGGAAGGCCGAGUUGGGACAGAUGGAGGCUGCCGCCUCGGAUGCAGUUGACUCCAACCUCCAUUAUGUCGCAGUCUAA
Messenger RNA from Colletotrichum acutatum, 630 nucleotides. RefSeq lists its product as uncharacterized. The transcript has 5 exons. The coding region runs from base 1 to 630 and encodes 209 amino acids. Gene Ontology annotation, cellular component: synaptonemal complex. Lineage: Eukaryota; Fungi; Ascomycota; Sordariomycetes; Glomerellales; Glomerellaceae. Gene Ontology annotation, molecular function: ubiquitin protein ligase activity. The record is from RefSeq and is a predicted model, not a curated record. Gene Ontology annotation, biological process: reciprocal meiotic recombination.